GGGAUCUGCUUCGGCUUCUUCUGGAGGGCCCAUGAUUGCCCAUGGCUCGGGCCAGCACCAGCUCUAUGCCUCUGUCCCCGCCCAUUCUGCUUUUGGUAAUCCUGCAAGCAAUGAUGACAAGGUUGAAGAGAGGAAGGAAAGUGAAGAAAUGUCGAAGGCCUUUGAGGCGGUUGCUGGAGUCAGAAAAGAAGUCGACAAGCUUUCCGAAAGAGUUACUGCUCUAGAAGUGGCCGUGAACAGUGGGACAAAGGUUGCAAAUGAGGAAUUUGAUGUAUCGGCAGAGUUACUCAUGAGGGAGCUGUUGAAAUUGGAUGGAAUCGAGUCUGAAGGAGAAGUGAAGUUACAGCGGAAGGCCGAGGUACAGCGUGUCCAAAACUUCCAUGACACUCUCGAUAAAUUGAAGGCGAGAAAUUCCAAUCCUUUUAGCGACAAACUGAAAGCUGUAAAAGUCGCAACAAACUGGGGGACUUUUGACUCCAGGAUGGGAAACUUGACCGCCCCUCUGCCUACGUCGUCUUCAACAAAUGUAACACGGGAUUGGGAACGGUUUGAUGAUUAGUUAAUAUUUGCUCUGAGAUGGAUCCAGCCAUGUCAUCUUGGAUUUGAUUAGUUAAUAUUUGCCUAAAUUUUUGUGGAACUUGAUAUAUUAGGUCUCAUAUGCCAUGGUUGAUUUAGCCACUACUAAUUAUAUUUUAUGUUGUUAAACUCUUAUUAAUUGAUCGUCUCUCUUAUAGAUGUAUGUCGUCGACUGAAAAAGAAUAAUAACAGUACUUAGUCAUUAAUUCCGAUGUAUGAGUUUUUUUUUUAUCCACUC
Hibiscus syriacus is the source of this 814-nucleotide messenger RNA. Its product is annotated as BAG family molecular chaperone regulator 4-like. Bases 32 to 559 code for a protein of 175 amino acids. Lineage: Eukaryota; Viridiplantae; Streptophyta; Magnoliopsida; Malvales; Malvaceae. Gene Ontology annotation, molecular function: adenyl-nucleotide exchange factor activity; protein-folding chaperone binding. Gene Ontology annotation, biological process: protein stabilization. Gene Ontology annotation, cellular component: cytoplasm. The transcript is spliced from 4 exons. The record is from RefSeq and is a predicted model, not a curated record.